AUGUCUUUAGAGAUCAAUGAUAUCAGCUGCAUCCCUCAGUCCAAGGGUUCUGAUCAACCAGAUCCAAUCUACAGCGGAACCACGCUAAAACGUCUUCCUGGACGUUUCAUCGACUCUCCAGGCAAACCCGAUGCUCAUGGAUAUCUUCUCAAAUCGAACACCCCGAAACAACAAGAAGGAGGUCCAUCAGCUGAUUCCGCAGGAUUAGGAUCGAUCUCGUCCAACGACGGCCCCUUGGACUGGAAAUGGACAGCUAAAGAUGUCGCACAUUUCGACGCAUACGAGCGCGAAGGAGCCAACCGAACUCGUUAUUUCAAUUCCAUCAAAUUUGACCUCACCAAAUUUGAAUAA
Molecule: messenger RNA, 351 nt
Organism: Oikopleura dioica
Lineage: Eukaryota; Metazoa; Chordata; Appendicularia; Copelata; Oikopleuridae
Source: the annotation of a GenBank genome assembly